AUGGCUGAAGACGUAUUUGAGCACACCCCUGAGGCACUGGGUGGGCAGCAGGGGGGGCCACUCGCUAGGCUGGAGGACAUCGGCACCAUCGCAUUCGUCGAAAUCUCUCAGGCGCGCGUCAGCUCGCUUCAGGUGCCCACAAAGGACAGGACAGUAGUAGCGGCUGUGUGGGUUGGCUCAUGAUGUCCUCCUUGGAUGUGUGUGUUCUUGUCGCAUUCAGGCAGUGCUCGUUGAGCUUGGCUGCCGACGGUCGCUCAGGCAGCUACACGUGGACUCCAGCUAUUUCACCUUCAGCCGCCCUGGCGGCCCUGGACCGGCUCGUCGGCACGUGCUGUCGACCAAACGCCCCAAUCAUACUUGAUGAAUUAACGACCGCCGACGGCGGUUGGGAGUUCGACCUGUCCAUCUUCGACCAUCCCGAGUUCCCCUCCCACCCAUCGCCCGGAUUCGAGACCAUGAUUCAGCAGAUGGCACGGGAAGCCGACGGGUUGCAGUACAUCUUCACUCAGCAGGGCCUCACAGACCCGCACACCAGCCCUAGCCCAUCGGCCAUCGAGAUCGCAUCCAUAUUGUCAUUCGACAAUCUGCGUGGUUCGGUGGAGGUCAAAAACGAUUGGCCUGACUUCAAUCCCCCGGCCAACACCCCGUCGCCCCACCCCGCCAUCAUCAGCCAUCUGCAGCCCUUCCCAAGCCAUGCGGAUCGCCUUAGCCUGGAGGUCUCCAGCAACCUGGGCGGUCCUGCCGGGCGGCUGCUGGCCGCCAAGAUGCCCAAGAAGGUGGGGCGGGUGGACAUCGGAAGGAUAUCGUCUGAGGAGAAGGUGGGCGUGUUGACGGCGCUGGGGAGGGAGAGAGAGGUGAAUUUGGUGGUGGGGCUGGCGCAAGUAGAUGUCGAUCAGCUGGUGGAGGCGGCAGACGGGUUGCCGAUGAUCAAGACACUAGCUUUUACCAUGACACGUACGCCAACAGAAAGGCCAUUUGUGUCCUCCCGUCCUCAGUGGUGCCUUCUGUGUGUUAACCUCCAGUGCCCGAUGAUGGGCAGUCUGCGGCCAGCGCCGUCCACAACCGCCUCUUAUCGCUGAUCCCGCGCAUCAGGGGCCUGCAGUAUGUGACGCUCACGGUCCCCAGCACGACAGCUGAGCAACAUGAUUCCAUCAACUCCUCCCUCCCUGUGGGAACCAACAUCGAGGGCUUGAGCAUCACCGGCGUCGGCCAUGACAGGGGGGACACGUGUGUGGAAAUGGCUGCACCUUCCGAUGCCUGAAGGUGAGAGAAUGGCACUCAUUCAUAAGAAGGGCUGAUUCUGUGACCGUGUUAAUGUCUGCCCUCUAUGUUUUGGUGUUGGUGGUGUUUGUCAGGCUGGCCAGUUGUGUGUGUGUUGACAAGUGACUGACUGACUAACUGACUGACUGGGUGGGUGGCUGGACAGAUUUGGCGGACGGGGAGCUUCAAUGCAAGCCAAAUGCGCUUGGUACUCACCUCUUUCUUUCGGAUCUUCGUUUGCCGGUGGCCGACCAUUUGUGUGAUGCGUGUGUUGCUUUGGCAGACAUUUAUGUCGUUAUGCCGUCUUCGCUGUGUUAUUGCCAUACCUUAUCCCUCGCCCCCCUCCCCCCUGUCGACCGACCCGACCCACAGCGGCGGCAAUCCGCCCGCCCGUCGAGACAGUGACGUGUCGGUCGGUUUAGGUGGUCGGGGGAGGGCGGGGGAGAGGGGCAGGACAGGACCAUCGAGGCGGCCGGCCUGCAUCGGUCAUCGUUUGAUUUUUUGGUCAAAUGCUGGUUUGGUG
Molecule: messenger RNA, 1783 nt
Organism: Vitrella brassicaformis
Lineage: Eukaryota; Vitrellaceae
Source: the annotation of a GenBank genome assembly